GCUAUUUUGGUAGCUGCCCACAUGUUCAACUUGUGGAUACUUUCUCACCAACAGACAUUUCCAAUGUUCCUUGCGCAGGUUGUCUUCGCACAACCACCAUCGAACAGAGCUCGUUGUGAAUACCUUGACUUGCAAAAGACGUCUCCUAUCAGAUAGUCGCCAUGCCUUGGGAUGUUAUCAAGUUGAACGACGGAACCUCCAUCCCGAAUAUUGCAUUCGGGACCUGGACGCUUGGAAACGGCCAACAGUCGACUGACAAGGUCGACCAAGCCAUUUCUGUGGGCUUCAAUCACAUUGACACAGCGCAGUCCUACCGGAACGAGUACGAAGCUGGAAUUGCAAUCAAGGAAAGCGGCCUAGAUCGCAACGAUCUGUACAUCACUACUAAGUAUUCGGGUCUGAAUGGUCUCGAUAUCGAGACAUCCAUUAAUAACAGUCUCAACAAUCUCGGUGUUAAGUAUGUUGACUUAUAUCUCAUCCACCAUCCGCGACUUGCCCAGCCAGACAUACCUACCGCUUGGAAGCAGAUGGAGAAGGUCAAAGCAGACGGGCUAGCUAAGAGUAUCGGUGUCAGUAACUUCCAAAUUGCUGACUUGGAGAUCCUUCUUGCCUCUGCGAAGGUCAAACCGGCCGCAAACCAGAUUCUUCUUCACCCCUACGUCGUGGGUCGCCAAACCCCCUUGAUCCAGUAUGCUUUCGAUAACAACAUUGCCAUUGAGGCGUACAGCGUCCUCAUCCCUCUUACCCAUCAACCAGGUGGACCUGUCGAUGGCCCUGUGAAAGACAUCGCAACGCGUUUAGAUGUUAAACCUGAACAGGUACUUCUUGCCUGGGCGAAGGCGAAGGGCGUUAUUGUCGUGACCUCAAGCUCGAAGAAAGAACGCUUGGAAGGAUAUCUUGCUGCUGGCGAUAUUGGUAUAUUUCUUCAUUUGCUCGCGCACAGCCAAAAUUUACAAGAUGUUCCAGACCUUACUCCCGAAGACGUGAACAACAUCGAUAACGCUGGCGCCAUUGGUGCUCGCCGAAUGACUGCGCGAACCGUGAUCAGGAGAGCUGCAAUUGCAGCCCUCAUCGUAGCCGUCAUAUUCGGGAUCUGUAGCUACAUGGGUUUCCUACCCUCUAUGUUCUUGCUUCACAUAUCCCAGUCAAAUGCUUUGAUCGCUACGGUUGUAUUCUUUAUCUUGUUGGCCCUCAAGCUUUACUUCUAAAUGGACAUUGUUGUCUAUCGAUGGCCUGUCUAUAUCCCCACGUCUUUUCCCUUCAGUUUAUCAGAGAAUGGGUAGUCGGUGUAACCCUCAGCUUCCCCUAUAGCGUAGAAUGUUGAACGAUCGUAUGAAUUCAAAAGAACAUUUGCUAUGAGUCGUCGGGG
Messenger RNA from Somion occarium, 1369 nucleotides. The record is from the annotation of a GenBank genome assembly. Lineage: Eukaryota; Fungi; Basidiomycota; Agaricomycetes; Polyporales; Cerrenaceae.